UUCCAGGCCGUGGCAGGGCGCUGUGGCCGCCGGCAGCGGCUCCCAGCCCGCCCCCUGCCCUCCAUGCGGCUCCGGCUCGCACACCCCCCGCCUCCCGCUGCCGGUUCUCCCCUCCCGGUCGCGGCUGGCCGGUGAUUCACCCGCUCCCCGGGCUUUGUUCGGCUCCGCGGGCCGCUUCAGCCCCCGGGCAGGGGCAGGGCAGGGCUUGGGCAGGUUCCCCCCCGGUCACCCCCCACCCACCCUCGGCAAAGCCGAUGUCCGCCGCGCCCGUCCGAUCCCCGACGCUGCGGCCCCACAGGAUGAAGAAAGACGAGUCGUUCCUGGGCAAGCUAGGCGGGACCCUGGCGAGGAAGAAGAAAGCCAAGGAGGUGAGUGACCUCCAAGAAGAAGGUAAAAAUGCUAUCAAUGCACCAAUGAACCCAAGUGCCGUGGACAUCCAUCCAGAAGACACUCUGUUAGAGGAGAAUGAGGAACGCACUAUGAUUGAUCCUAACUCAAAAGAGGACCCCAAGUUCAAAGAACUGAUCAAGGUUCUAAUUGACUGGAUCAAUGAUGUGCUGGUGGAGGAGAGAAUCAUUGUCAAACAGGUUGAAGAGGACCUUUAUGAUGGGCAGGUGCUGCAAAAGCUGCUAGAAAAAUUGGCUGACCGUAAACUGAAUGUGGCAGAAGUGACGCAAUCUGAAAUUGGUCAGAAACAAAAGUUGCAGACGGUCCUGGAAGCUGUCCAUGAUUUACUCCGACCCCAUGGCUGGACAAUCAAGUGGAAUGUUGACUCAAUCCAUGGCAAGAAUCUGAUUUCCAUUCUUCACCUUCUGGUAGCUUUGGCGAUGCAUUUCCGGGCUCCCAUUCGACUGCCUGAACAUGUGUCUGUUCAAGUGGUAGUUGUACGGAAACGCGAAGGCCUCCUUCAGACCACUCAUGUUACAGAGGAGCUGACAACUACAACAGAGAUGAUGAUGGGAAGAUUUGAGCGUGAUGCCUUUGACACCCUUUUUGAUCAUGCGCCAGACAAACUCAGCGUAGUUAAAAAGUCUCUGAUCACCUUUGUGAACAAACACUUGAAUAAACUGAAUUUGGAAGUAACAGAGUUAGAAACCCAGUUUGCAGAUGGUGUUUACUUGGUUUUGCUCAUGGGUCUCCUUGAAGACUAUUUUGUUCCACUUCACAACUUCUACUUAACACCUGAAAGUUUUGAUCAAAAGGUCCAUAAUGUUUCCUUUGCUUUUGAGCUAAUGCAAGAUGGAGGACUGAAGAAACCAAAAGCUCGUCCUGAAGAUGUUGUCAACUUGGAUCUGAAGUCUACCCUCAGGGUUCUAUACAACCUGUUCACAAAGUACAAGAAUAUUGAAUGAUCCUGGAAGCUGCUGAGAUCUUCACCCUUCCAAUGCCCUUGGGCAGAAAUUACAAUAAACACACCCUCUGCACGCUCCCUUUGUGCCUUAUACUAUACUUCAUGCAUUCUUUCUACAGUUGAUGUGGUCUCUCUGUAGCUGUUUGUAUGACAAUCCCACUAAAAAUAAUGCAUGUUUAUUCUCUAGGUCACUUGAAAAUGUGUAGCUAUUUCACACCCAGAAGAUACUGUUGGGUCUGUUGUUUGUUAUGAUCAACAAAUGUUCUUUUUGAUAAAGGAAAUAUACCACUAACUACUUUAAUAUGCAGGGAAAACGUGAGACUUUCCGCAUGGCUGGAGACUCUUUGAUUCUACAGUAGACUUUCUUUUGCGUAUUCCUUGGUUGCCACUGGCGUUUGAAGAUUUUUCUAGGCUUGAGUGUUAGCAAUAGAAAAUCAGCAUUGGAAUUUAUUUAGAAGCUGAGCCUUUUCAGUUAAAUAAGAUUUCAUGUGUUCUGUUGGGUGGGUGGGGCUGAGGGCAAUUACAGGCACUAUCUGAAGCUAAUGGCAAAAGCUUCAGGUUUUGUGUUAACCUCAUACUACACAGUGUUAUUCCAUUCUGUGUUUACACAGAAUAAGUCUUGCAAUGGGAUGACCAUCUAAUCUUUUGAUGUCUAUUUUUUUAUUUCAUCUCCUAUCUAGGAUAAAUUUAGUUGCUAGGGCCACUGUCAUCUGUUAAGCAUGCAGCUUCAAUCAGGUCGGUCAGGAGCUGGGCAAAUAGGCAUAGGCUGGAUUAAUGCAUUUUGCCCCUGGUCCUUUCUGAAACAAACAUGGGGAAUAACGAGUUUGUCAGUUUAAAGGCCAACUCUUCAUUUCACGUAGCUGAGUUAAAGGGUCAGAUUAAUUCCUGUUGGAGUUAUUGGCAGCUGUACAGUUCUGGAGGUCAGGCUUCUAUAAAUGGAGUUUUAUGUAUUUUCUUUCUUAAAGACUAAAACUGAGUUCCUGUGUAAAUAAGAGCUUGCCUGUACUUGUGGAUUGCGCUGGGUUGUGCAAGCCAUUGGUAUACAUAGUGCAAGCCAAUGGUUAGCACUCCUUCAGUGAUCAGUUAUGCUUUAAACUAAUUUCAUCGACUUGCCCUGUGCCAUCCCAAGAAAUACUCUGCUAGGCUCUGGUCUAGUCUUGUAGUCUUUUAAGCUGCUACGGAUUUUAGUGGGAAUCCGUUUUAAAAAAAGGAUUGCUGUGUUUAUCCGGUAGAGUCUAGUUACUUCAUAGUACUUAACAGGUUUCAUCUGUGGAGCGGUUCCUGGGUGGUGAUGUGCAGGUGUAGCGGUGCGUACAAGUCCUUGAGUCCUGUUGUAAGUAGGUGUCCUUUUUCCCUAAAAGUGGAUUUCUCAUGCAAAACUUCAUUUGCCCUACUGAGUUCAAGGGGAAACUUGCUAUUUGAAUGGUAUUUUAUGAUUGGGAUUGUUUUUUCUCCUUCCCUCCUUAAGUUUUUUUUUUUUUUUUAAUGUCAAAGGGAGGGAAAUGGGCUUCUACUUCUUUGUUUCGUAUUUUUGGGUUCUGGUUUCUAGUAUUUGAUUUAUUUGGGUCACCUCCUUUCAUACCUCGAAAACAAAGAUGGAAGGAAGUUGCUCUUUCUUUCCAUUAAAAGUUCAGGUCUCAUCUACCCUGUGAGGUUCUGUGGGGAGUCAUUGCUUGUCUGUACUUUAGGAGGGAGCUGACCUCUUGCUGUUUAUGCAGAGACUAGUACAAUUGGACCUGAAUUUCAGAUGGGCGCCACUAGACUCUACCAUGACGCUGGCAGUUAUUACAGAGGAGACUUGCAGAGGCACUAAGGCCUGGUCGGCCAGCUCUCCUGGCAAGUUAAUGAAAUUGGUCUAACUUCCGUGCUGUGAAAUAGGGCUGUCAUGAGGCUGGAAGGAGAUUGAACUGAAAGGCCAUGCAAACUUUUAGUUUAAUGCAGUGUUAUUUGUGGGAAACAAGUCUUUUAAAGAGCUGUCAUUCCACCCACCUCCCUUCAGCUGAUGUGGAAGUGCCAACGCUGUUGAUAUUCUCUGGGUUGCUGGGAAAGACCUCCAGAGAAUCUAGUUUUUGAAAUGGCAAGCAAUAUUAAUAUCAAAAGCACAUGGAAAGUAACAAGAGGAGAUGGAUAAGAUCAGUUUGGGUCUGGGAGGGAGGAUAGCUGUUUCUGAGGUGGGGAUUUAACAGCUGGCAUCUGCAUUGCAUGUGAGCAGAUGUGAACAUACCAUCGAGUUUUAAAAGAGUCUCUGUUUUGUUUAAUUAGGCAUUUCUGAUCCCUGUAGAAACCUGAGUCUCCCCUCUACAACCUGAGGCAUGGGUACCUUUUAACAUUCCUUACAUUAAUAUCCCUGUCAGUCAAGACUGCAGGCUUGAUGCCCUGGACAGAUUUGGAGCAGGUGUCAUACCCUGUUUUGUUAUGUUUUUAAGUCUGUUGAUAAAUGUCGCAUAGGGAAAAUACAAUUUUCAUUCCUUAGCUCCUUGCCGUCUAGCCAGGUCACUCUUCUGUAGAUGCUGUAUUUAUUGUUAACCAGAUUGGGAGCAGUGUGGAUUUAACUUUACUGGCGCUUUGAACAGUCCAGUUUACAGGAAGAGCAGUGUAGGUAAAGCUUCUCUAAACACCUGUUUUUGUCAGGCCUUUCUCUUACAUAUGCAUAUACUUAGUUUUUUUCCUCUCAAAAAGAUGAGUCAAUGUUAAAAAUGUUAUUCAUGAACUCUUUGUGUCACUGGAGUUUUAGAUAUGUUCCCUGGGUGCCGGUGGGGUAGGUCUGAGUCCUGUUGAGUUCAUAUGGAACACUGAAUGCUCCGCAGCACUAAAGCUUCCACAUUUGUAAGUACUUAAUGAAUGUCUGUCUUUUCCAGUCCAUACAACUUGCCUUUUAGGUGCACCUGCUUGGCACACUUGGUUCCAGUGAGCUAUAUUACCACAGAAGCCCAGAUACUCUUCAGCUGCGUCCUGUUUCUCAAGAUGAAAAACCAACAGUGCCAGAUUUUUUUUUAAUCGGUUUAAACUUUAUAGGACUUUUUACCCCUCUUCCCCACACCCCUGUGCUUUCAGUAUUAAUGUAUUUUUUAAGACUCUUUUCUACUGUUUUUAACAGUGUUUACUCUGAAUUUCUAGCUACUAAAAACCAGCCUUGCAGAUCAAAUUCCGGACUUGUCAUAUGCUGGAGACAUCCAGCUUUGCGACAAGAGUUGUGUACUGUAAGCAAGUUACAAUGCAAUGCUAUGUUUGCUAAAAAUCACAGCAGGAGUGUUGUGCAUGGUUUGUGACAGUUGUACUAUUUAUUCAAAUAAAUAAA
Messenger RNA from Chroicocephalus ridibundus (black-headed gull), 4649 nucleotides. RefSeq names its product parvin beta (gene PARVB). The record is from RefSeq and is a predicted model, not a curated record. The coding region runs from base 255 to 1352 and encodes 365 amino acids. NCBI's taxonomy places the organism in Eukaryota, Metazoa, Chordata, Aves, Charadriiformes, Laridae. Gene Ontology annotation, biological process: substrate adhesion-dependent cell spreading; lamellipodium assembly; establishment or maintenance of cell polarity. Gene Ontology annotation, molecular function: actin binding. The transcript is spliced from 13 exons. Gene Ontology annotation, cellular component: cytoplasm; actin cytoskeleton; lamellipodium.